AAUUUUAUUCUAACGGCUUUUAGAAAGGCAGAGACAAUGGGGGAGAAGGGCAAGGCCUGCCAGGGCUAAUGUCGUUUCGGAGAGAGGGAGGGAGGGAGAGAGAGAAAGAUAGACAGAGACAGAAAAACAAACAGGCAACCAAAAUGGUUGGAUUUAUAGGGAAGGGCAACCCAGCCCCUGCGCUGGACUACUUCAGGGUAUGUUAGGAGUAUGCAAGCCAUACUCUGUAACAGGUAGGAACUGAGGGAUGCAGGGAGAACUUGGUAGCCAGGGUUUGCUUUGAUACCUUAAGUAGGCACCUCAGCUUUUUGUGGUGGGUUUGAGCUGUAACAACCUGUACCCAGAGGAAGAAGGGAAGUGCCUGUUUAGUGCAGGUAGUGCAGGGAAGACUUUUCCAGUCCAGGCACAAGUUCUACGAUGCCAAUCUCCGCAGGUCAGGGACAGGUUUGUACCUGGAGAUGCCCUCAGGGCUGGGAACCGCUGUGCUGGAGCUUUCAAAAUACUCUGUCCGUAAGGUGCUUGCGACUGUCAAUCAGGACACAGUAGCCAAUCAAGGCUUCCAGUUAGGCUGCCAGGGAGAACAAGGGAGGACACUUCCUGUCCUCCACGCUGCAGGCUCGGCGACCCCGGGACUGAGGGAGACUCUGUGGUUCCGUUUGCUGCGCUGUGACCCGCGGUCGGGAGCUGUGGGCAGAGCCGGACGAGCUCGGAACCCGCCAUGGUGAGCGAGGGCCGCCGUCCCCACGCGGGUGGAGCCGCGGGAGCCGAUGUGGGGUCCUCCCGGCGCUGUGGGAACGGGCGGACGCGGCGCCCCGUGAGGUUCCUGCUGUCCCUGCAGCUCCGGGUCCUGCGGCUUCUGAGUAACUUCCAUCUGUGGGCUGAACCUGCACAGAACACCGGGACGUGGGAUGCAGUGACCUAUGAGGAUGUGCACGUGAACUUCACUCAUGAAGAGUGGGCUUUGCUGGAUCCUUCCCAGAAGAGUCUCUACAAAGAUGUGAUGCUGGAAACCUACUGGAACCUCACUGCUGUAGGGUACAAAUGGGAAGGACACAAUAUUGAAGAACGUUGUCAAAGUUCUAGAAGACACGGAAGGUAGCUGUACACGUCACAGUGCAGAGGUGGUAGCCAGAGAAUUACCUGAGAAUUGGUUCUCUCCUUCCAUCUUAUGGGGAGCAAACAUAGGUAGCUAGUGUUGGCAUCAGGCCACAGAAUUGGCUGUCCCAGCUUGCUGUCUCUAACUGUACAUAUUACUAACUAUGGGAGUAUGUUUAUGGUAUGUAUCUGAGAGUGGUAUAUUCAUGUGUAGGGCAUGUAUGAUGCAUGUGUCAGCAUGGUUGCCAUCUUUGCAUGUGUGUUUGGAGAAGUCUUCAUGGGUGUUUGGGUUUGUGGGAAUCCUCUGUGCCAGAGGUAUUGUAAAUGCACCUGUAAAUGACUGUGUAAAGCUCUGGCAUGUCAGGGUUGGCCUGCCCAAACUUAUCAAGCCCAUUUCACCUGUCUUGGUUCUACCCACCUCAGCACUUGUGGUUCCCUUUCCCAGCCUCUGCCCUGUCCACUGCUGGACUUUUCUUGGAUGUGGCUCCACUCAAUGUGAUGAAUGCCCCUAUUCUAAUCCUCCUUCUAAGUUCCCCAAACUUUAACACCCAUCUAUGUCUCCAACCUGAUCCAACCUGUUUCAUCCCCCAGCCGCUUACACCACCCUUCCCAACCUGUCGCUGUGCCCACAGCAGCAUCCCAACAUUCCAGGCCCCCUCUCUGGUCCCAACCAUUCCAGGCCCCACCAACCUCCUACAGUUUAUACAGCACAUCUUAGCAGCUUGUGCCUUCAGGAUAUGCUCAGCCAAGUCAUAAAUAUAUCACUUCCAUUUAAUAAGGGAUUGAUGCUGCAAACGUUCUAAUUUAUGGUUUGAUGGGGCAGAUAAUACCCAUCU
Messenger RNA from Microtus ochrogaster (prairie vole), 1931 nucleotides. RefSeq names its product zinc finger protein 431-like. Gene Ontology annotation, cellular component: nucleus. NCBI's taxonomy places the organism in Eukaryota, Metazoa, Chordata, Mammalia, Rodentia, Cricetidae. Gene Ontology annotation, biological process: regulation of DNA-templated transcription. The record is from RefSeq and is a predicted model, not a curated record. The coding region runs from base 719 to 1099 and encodes 126 amino acids. The transcript has 4 exons.